AUGUCAAAAUUCUGUUUCGAUUUAUUUUUGUGUGAAUGAAAUUGCGAAUGGAAUUUUCGUCAGUCUACGUUAAAGCUUUGUCAUAAGAAUAAAUAAGUUUGUUCCAUUCUAUACCCUUUUUCAAACAGAAUGUCGACAUCUCCGGGUGUGGUAUAAGUUUGAAAAUGUACGACAGCACUUGCGGCGCCGCCGCCAGCGGUCAGUGCGGCAAGGCGCAGCCCGACGGUGAUAUCCAGUCUCCCCGGGAACCUCCGCCGGCCCCGAUACAGAGGGAUUACAGCGGGUUUGACAUCGUCAAGGCGACCCAGCAUGGGGCUUUCUUGCGUGUCAAGGAGCUGGUAGAGGCCGGAUGGGACGUCAACCAGCCGGAUCGCGAGACGGUGACAUUGCUGCACUGGGCGGCCAUCAACAACAGACGGGAGAUCAUUCAGUACCUACUCGCGAAGGGAGCGCAAGUGGAUGCCAUCGGCGGCGACCUGGAGUCGACGCCACUGCACUGGGCGACGCGGCAGGGCCACUUGGAGGCCACGGUGCUGCUGAUGCAGGCGGGUGCGGAUCCCUCACUGCGGGACGCGGAGGGCUGCGCGUGCCUGCAUCUGGCGGCGCAGUUCGGGCACACGUCGGUGGUGGCGUACCUGGUGGCGCGCGGCGUGUCGCCCGACGAGCCGGACGCGGUCGGCAUGACGCCGCUCAUGUGGUCGUGCUGGAAGGUGUCGGCCGUGGACCCCACGCGCCUCCUCAUCACACUGGGCGCUUCCACUCGCCCCGCCGACCGCUCUCAUGGCAACACGGCUCUACAUUGGGCCAUACUUGCUAAAAAUACCACAGCUAUAACUACACUACUUUUACAUGGUGAUGCCAGCCUGGACGUGCCCAAUCUCCGCGGGGUGACGCCGCUGGCCCUGUUGCAGAGCUCGGCGGACUCGCUUAUGGUGGGGGCCAAGGUUUCUGACAAAAUUAAAGAACACAUAGUAGCUUCUUCCAAGAGGAAUUUCCUUAGGAGAUUGACUUAUGACAAGAAGUUCCGCUGGUGGUGUGUGGUUGUGAUGCCCUUCCUGGCGUUCUACGUGACGGGGCUCGUGCUGGAGAUGGACGCCCUCUACCUGGUGAAGGCCUUCCUGCUGGUCUGCUUCUAUGCAAUGCUGCACUUCGUAUCCAACAUUCUCUUUGACGAUGAACUAAAAAACAUCUUCCCUCUCAGUGUAUACUUGGCUACAAAGGCGUGGUUCUACGUGACGUGGGUGGUGUUCGUGUGGGGCGCGGUGGGCGGCGCGGCGUCGCUGCUGUUCCUGCUGUCGUCGGCCGCGCUGUGGUUCACGUUCCUGCGCUCGUGGCGCUCCGACCCCGGCGUCAUCACCGCCACCAAGCAGGAGAAGUUCAAAACGAUCGUGCAGCUGUCGGAGAGCGGGCGCGGCGGCUUCGAGCCCGCGCGGUUCUGCUCGGCGUGCCUCGUGCGGCGCCCGCUGCGCUCCAAGCACUGCUCCGUCUGCAACCGCUGCGUCGCCAAGUUCGACCACCACUGCCCCUGGGUCGGCAACUGCAUUGGUGCCAAGAACCACCGCUACUUUAUCGGUUUCCUGGCGUCGCUGAUCUGCAUGUGCGGCUGGAUGCUGUGGGGCGGCGCCCGCGCGCUCGCCGCUUCGUGUGGGACCGGUACCGGGACCGGGACUGGGACUGGGACCGGGACCGCCGCCGGGACCGACAGCGUGCUGGACGCGGCGCUGGAGGCGGCGCGCUGCAACGCGUGGCUGGUGUGGGUGAUGCUCAACGCCGCUUUCCACCUGUUCUGGGUCACCGUGCUGCUCUGCUGCCAGUUGUACCUGGUGGUGUGCCUGGGCAUGACGACCAACGAGCAGCUGAACCGCGGCCGCUACCGGCACUUCCAGAACAACCGCGGGCGCUCGCCGUUCUCGCGCGGGCCGCUGCUCAACGCGGCCGAGCUGUGCCAGUGCGCGCCGAGCGGGCCGCCGCCCGCCGACGACGAGCUGCUGCUGCGGGACCACCACUACGUCUGAGCGCCGCCUGCUCUUUAUGUGUAUAUUUUGUAAAUCAGAGUGCGGAUGCACGUGAAUUCGCUUGUAAAUACGCUUAUUUAAAUUUCAGAGACAUCCAUUUUCGUACAGUAUUAAGUACCUCGUAUUAUACAGAUUUUUUAUUUCAAUAACGAUUUAGUGAUGAAGUCGAGUUUUAAUGACUUUAAAAUAAAAGUUUAUAUUAUUAUAUAAAAUAAACUGUCGCGAACAAAUACUUAAUUUUAAAUCAAAUAAAUAUAAGAACGCUUCCGAAUGAUGUACUCAGACAAUGCGAGCCCUGUCGUUGUGCUUGUUGGGGCCGUCAGUGAGCAGCCUCGCUCACCCAAUAAUGCUUCUCCUAAUUAUGAUUCGUGAAAGUAUUUUAUUUUUAUUCCGUCCUUUUCAACAGUAACAGUGCUAACAAUUUUUUGUCGAUUUUUCCAAACCACCUUCACACAAAUUUUAGUCAUAUAAUCAUGCGUAUCAAGUUAUUGCCUAUUUAAAAACAGUCUCAUAAGUCCCAUCUACCAUACUAACGGCAAAUGUGAGAAACAGUUACAUACCGUUUUCUCAAUACAGCCUAAAAAGAUGUUUUUGUUUUAUUUACAAUCUAUUUUUCUCUCUUCAAUAUUCAAAGUUGUCAGCGAAAUGUGCCAUAUAUCACAAUUACAUGAAGUCUCCACGAUUUGAAAUUUCUGAAGACAUUUUGUUUUAUCGGCUUGGAGCUAGUCUGCCGAAAUUGCCUAAAGCCGAGCUUGUGACUGGCGCGACGCGGCCGCCAACGAAUCCAAUGACUGGAUACUGGAUGGAUGUGAGCUUAACUUGAUAUCAUUAAAAUAGAUCUUUAAUAAAUGCUAAGUACAUAUUGUGUAGUAUCUUAUACGGUUAUCUUAUUUGUUUACCUUCAAUGUACCUUUUACCAAAUAAUGUAUAGAUAUUGUAAUGAAAUGAAACCAAAAUGCAUUUGAUUUAAAAUAUUAAAGUAUAAAAUAUG
This is a messenger RNA of Amyelois transitella, 3006 nucleotides long. RefSeq names its product palmitoyltransferase Hip14 (gene Hip14). Gene Ontology annotation, molecular function: palmitoyltransferase activity; protein binding. Gene Ontology annotation, biological process: protein palmitoylation. NCBI's taxonomy places the organism in Eukaryota, Metazoa, Arthropoda, Insecta, Lepidoptera, Pyralidae. Gene Ontology annotation, cellular component: Golgi membrane. The transcript is spliced from 7 exons. The record is from RefSeq and is a predicted model, not a curated record. Bases 165 to 2015 code for a protein of 616 amino acids.